This is a messenger RNA of Diplodia corticola, 1191 nucleotides long. Its product is annotated as uv excision repair protein rad23. Gene Ontology annotation, cellular component: nucleoplasm; cytosol. Lineage: Eukaryota; Fungi; Ascomycota; Dothideomycetes; Botryosphaeriales; Botryosphaeriaceae. Gene Ontology annotation, biological process: proteasome-mediated ubiquitin-dependent protein catabolic process; nucleotide-excision repair. Bases 1 to 1191 code for a protein of 396 amino acids. The transcript is spliced from 6 exons. Gene Ontology annotation, molecular function: polyubiquitin modification-dependent protein binding; damaged DNA binding; ubiquitin binding. The record is from RefSeq and is a predicted model, not a curated record.
AUGAAGCUCACCUUCAAGGACCUCAAGCAGCAAAAGUUUGUCAUCGAGGCAGAGCCCUCUGAGACGAUCGCCGACGUCAAGGCCAAGAUCUCCGCCGAGAAGGGCUGGGAAGCAGACAAGCAGAAGCUGAUCUACUCGGGCAAGAUCCUCCAGGAUGACAAGUCGGUGGAAUCGUACAACAUUGAGGAGAAGGGGUUCAUUGUUUGCAUGAUCCAGAAGCCGAAGCCCCAGCCCACCGCAUCCGCCAGCAAGGCCGCUCCAUCUACCCCGACUCGCGAGCCCGCUCAGGCCUCGACUCCGCCCGCUGCUCCUGCGCAGUCCUCGGCUCCCGCAUCUAAUGUCCCCGCUACCCCCUCCCCCGCGCCCGCUGCGCCCCAGGCUGCUGGUGAGCCGCAGUUCAAUAACCCUUCAUCCUUGACCAUGGGUCCCGAGAGAGAGGCGGCAAUUGCGAACAUGGAGAGCAUGGGUUUCCCGCGCGCAGACAUCGAUCGCGCCAUGAGGGCGGCGUACUUCAACCCUGACCGUGCUGUCGAGUACUUGUUGACCGGAAUCCCCGAGAGCGCCCUGCGUGAUGCUCCGGCCCAGCAGGGUGGCGCUCCCGCACCCGCUGCGGGCGCGGGCGCAGGUGCACAGGCCGCCGCUCCCCAAGCCGCCUCCAGCGGAGAAGAGCCCGUCAACCUUUUUGAGGCCGCCGCGGGCGCAGGUGGUCGCGGAGGGGCUGGCGCGCGGGGAGCUGCAGGCGCUGGCGCUGGUGCCGGUGCCGGUGCCGGUGCAGGAGCUGCUGCUGCUGCCGCCGCCGCCGCCGCGGGUGCUGGUGCUGGUGACCUCGACUUCCUUCGCAACAACCCUCAGUUCCAGCAGCUCCGCCAGCUUGUGCAACAACAACCUCACAUGCUCGAGCCCAUCCUGCAGCAGGUUGGCCAGGGUAACCCUGGUCUGGCCCAGCUGAUCGCGGACCACCCUGAGCAGUUCCUCAGCCUCCUGAGCGAGGAUCACGACGACGACACCCCUCUCCCGCCGGGUGCGCAGGUUGUCAGCAUCACGGAGGAGGAGAGCGAGGCGAUCGACAGGUUGUGCCGCCUUGGGUUCGAGAGGGAUCUUGUGGUGCAGGCCUACUUCGCGUGCGACAAGAACGAGGAGCUGGCGGCAAAUUUCCUGUUCGACCAGCCGGAGGACGACGACCAGCAGUAG